Molecule: messenger RNA, 3802 nt
Organism: Panthera uncia (snow leopard)
Lineage: Eukaryota; Metazoa; Chordata; Mammalia; Carnivora; Felidae
Product: charged multivesicular body protein 3-like
Exons: 1
Coding region: 2586-2981 (131 amino acids)
Biological process (GO): endosome transport via multivesicular body sorting pathway; protein transport; late endosome to vacuole transport
Cellular component (GO): ESCRT III complex; multivesicular body
Source: RefSeq, a predicted model, not a curated record
AUGCCACUUACUUCUUCUAACUCCUAAACAUGGGCAUUCCCUAAGGUGUUCCCUUUGGUCUUUUUUCUGUCUAUAUUUUCUUCCUUGACAAUCCCUCUCAGACCUAUGAGUUACUUAGAAAAUAUACACAUAUCUCAAUCUCUUGUUCCAACAUUUCAAGCUAGUCACAAACCAAUAUUCUUCUACUAUUUACACAUUUCUAUCUGGCUGUCUGGAAGGGCCUCAAAUUCAACGUCAAAACAAAUUCAUUUUCUUAUCAAAAAAACUGCUCAUCCUUCUCUCUUUCCUAUUGUCAUAUCACCCUUGACCCCCUCUCUGCCUGUCUAUUGUUAUUAUACCUCUGAGGUGUUCGACACUUUCAUUCUCUGUACUUAAGUUGUAUUUAUGUUACAGGAUUUUGCACACUAGUUUCACUCCUUUGCCCACUGCUCACAGGCCUGUUGAGGGCACUGCAUCUUAUUGAUUUCUGUGUUCUCAGCACCUCACUCACUGCCUGGAGCAUAGUAAGUGUUCUAUACACAUGCUAAAUCGAAGAAUACAUGGUAAAGCUCAAACUUAAUGCAAUAGCUUGGAUCUUCCAUUUUCUACUUUACCAGUCUCUUAAAUGUAGAUACCCAUCUACCCCUUCAACCAGACUGAACUAUUCAUUGCUCUUCCUGCAUGAGACAUAUACUUUCCCUUUAUAUUCCUUUGAGUAUGUUUUUCCUCAUGCUUAAAAUGCCCAUCUGUCCCCUACCUGCCCAUCAAAAUCCUACAAAUCCACCAAGCUCAUAUACCUCCUUCUUCAUAAAAGCUUCCCAAGUCUCUAAAGUUCUGGUUCCCACAACACUUGGAUUCAGAGAACACACCUAUCAUACAGAACUGAUUGGAGUCAUGCUUCUCCUAGACUAAAUUUAUAAAAGCAAAGGAUUUUAGAUGUGGAGAGGACUUUUGAGGUUAUCUAACACAACCUUGUAUUUUACAGCUAAGAGAACAGAGGCCCAAAGAGAAUAAAUGUCUCACUCAGAAGUAAAUGUCAGCCAGUGACUGGCAGAGCCAGUCACUCUUCUGAAUCCCCUGGAGCUAUGCUGCCUAUGUAAUUUUUCUAUCUUCUCUGCUAGAAUAUUAGUGCCCAAAGUCAAAGACUGAGUUCUGUUCAGCUUUGCCUCACUUAUAAUUACUAAACUAGUGCUUUGCAUACAGGAGGUUCACAAAAUUAUCCUGGAUUAAAAUGAAUGCUUAAUGUGCUAGUUAACAGAUACUUUUAGCCAACAGCCAUCCUAUCCUGGGUUUCCCAGUAAACAGUCUGAGCCGGAGGUUACUUGCUGAUGUGAGAAUGAGGAAAAGGAGAAACAGGCAGAACCAUGCUUUAGGGCAGUUCAUAAGAAGGAGUUUGCAAUACUCCCUCCACUUCCUGUUUCCCACUGAUCAGAAUUGCCCUCCCCACCCCAUUCCCACCCACACUUUCAGUUUUGACCUUUGGCCCUUCAGUGGCUCUUUGGAAAGCUGGAUUCCAUGCCCUAUUGAAAGGCUGCUGAUUUGAGUCAGACUAGAAGAUGUACAUGAGAUGAGUCCAACAAAGUAUCCUAAACCCCAGCCCAUUACAACUGCUAUUUUGGUAGUUUUUGAAGCACUUUGAUACUACACAACACAAAAUUGAUGGCAGUUUUCUUUAAACAUGAUGUGGUUUUGGAGUGGUAGUAGGGGUCCGGAGCUGACGGCCAAGAAAGAAUUCUUGAGACAUCUUUGGUACAAAAAAGUGAUUUUUUUUUUUUUUAAAGCACAGGGACAGGACCUGUGGGCAGAAAGAGCUGCCCCUGGAUUAUGAGGGUGAUAUUAUAUACUUGGGAGUUGGGGGAGGUAAAGAAAAGGCGAAGUUUCCAAAAGGACUUUCAUAUGCUAAAGAAGACUCACAGGAUGUGGGAAGUCUAGCUAUUGUCAAGCUAAGGCUGUUUUUUCCCCCCUCUAGUAAGGCAUUAACAUUAAGACAGUAGGGAGUUCCUGGAGAGAUAUUAUAUUCAGCCUGCCUCAAGUAUUUGUCAAUGGGCUGCAGGUUACAAAGAAAUUUAAUUUUAUUUGCUAUUUUCUUCUUGCUUUUGCUCCCCACAUCACUAUGAAGGGGAGGGUAAUGUUGGGGCUCCAGGAAACAGAGUCUGUAGGUUUCUGGAGAUUAGGUUAUUGAUCAGAUUUUUUUUUUUUUUUUGUAAUUUACUAAGACAUUGGUAAAGUGAUGGAGACUCAUAUCCUGCAGAACCGUGAUCUCUAUCAGUUAUUUUUCUCUUUCCUUUAUUCUUGGGCAGCCAGGAGUGCCUAAGGAAUAUCACACAUAUCCCACCUGGGGAUGAUGGGGGGAGGAGGUUUGCAAGGUGUCAGCUUGCCUUAUGCUCCCUCAUCAGACAGAGGCCUGAAACAGGAAUAACUUUUAAAUGUUCUAUACAAGUAAACAGUGAUGUUCAUGAAUAAGAAGACUUACAGAUUGAACAAGUCCUGAUUUUUCUCUUAAUCGUAAUUAAGAAUUGGCAAAUGCAUACAUAGCUCAUAAAAACUAGCUUGCUGUGAGCAAGCUCUAUGCUUCCAAUGCUCACGUGAACUCCGUGCUCAUAGGGAUGAAGAACCAGCUGGUGGUUUUGAGAGUGGCUGGUUCCCUGCAGAAGAGCAAAGAAGUGAUGAAGGCCAUGCAGAGCCUUGUGAAGAUCCCAGAAAUCCAGGCCACCGUGAGGGAGCUAUCCAAAGAGAUGAUGAAGGCUGGCAUCAUAGAAGAAAUGUUAGAAGAUACUUUUGAAAGCAUGGAUGAUCAGGAAGAAUUGGAAGAAGCAGCAGAAAUGGAAAUUGACAAAAUUCUGUUUGAAAUCACAGCAGGUGCCUUGGGCAAAGCACCUAGUAAAGUGACCAAUGCCUUUCUGGAGCCCAGACCUUCAGGAGCGAUGGCUGCAUCAGAAGAUGAGAAGGAAGAAGAGGCCCUGGAGGCCCUGCAGUCCCAUCUUGCCACACUCCGCAGCUAGUGGCUGCUCAGCUAGGCCCUCGGGUUCUUUCGUGGCCCACCUACUGGGAGUGGGCACACUCCUCUGAAGCAGUCAUCAUGUUAUGUAUCUCUUGCACUACACCUCUGAAUCAGGCACUUUUAUUCUGAGAAGGUUCUCUGCUAAUAUCGCUUCACUUGGCAGAGGUUUUGGGAUCUCAACAGGAUUGGUCUUGAGAGGUGGGGUUAUAAAAGCAUCAUUUUCAGGUGUAUACAUAGAAGUAUCUUUUGGGGGCGAGGGCAAAGGAAUCUGUCUUCUCCUGAAGCACUUCUGAGGAUAGAGUUGAUGGCCUGAAUGUUGAGGACUCUCCAUGUUUUUUAUCUCUAAAACACUAUAUAAAAUGGAUUUUAAUAAAUUUCUGCUUUAACAAAAAAAAUUAUUGACAUAAUACUGGUGAAUCAAGUUGAUGUAUCUAGUUGUGGCAUAUCAUUAAGGGGAGAUUUAAAUUCCCAAUCUUUAACUUUAAAGGUUAAUGCUUAUUUUGCUUCUUAAUGACUUUAUAGUAUACAUGCUGAUCAUUUUUUGAAAUAUGUUAAUGGAACCAAUUCAAGUACCAUGGGUAUAAAGCUGUGGUUUGAGCCUCAAAUGUCUGAGCAUUGGCCAUAAUAUAGUCUGGGUCGUGUGCUCAUUAGGGUUCUUUGAUUUAGUCAGUCUGGGAUGGUGUCAGUUUAUAGACCUAGGGAUGGGACGGCCCAUGAGUGCAGACAUCUCCUGAUAAGAUUAGUAUACAAAUGGUUAUUUCUAUUGGUAGUACUGCUUGAUUGUCAACUUUUAGCAGUCUCAAUUCUCCGGGUUUUAAUUAU